This is a messenger RNA of Insectozyma verbasci, 1758 nucleotides long. The record is from the annotation of a GenBank genome assembly. Lineage: Eukaryota; Fungi; Ascomycota; Pichiomycetes; Serinales; Debaryomycetaceae.
AUGUACGUCGACGUAGAUGAAGCAGAUGUUACAAUUCUCAAUCAAAAUUUAAACAAAUCAAUAGAAUUAUUUGAAAAUAUAUCAAAAUCAUUACAUAUAAUGUCAAAUAAAUCAAAAACUGCUUCAAAUACAAUUAAGCCAGUAUUGAAAGAUGUAAAUGAAUUAAUAGAAUCAAAAAAGGGAGUAGAAUCAUUAAUUAAUACCCUUAAAGAAGUUAGUGAAGCAGCUGGAAAGGUAACAAGUUUUGAACAUAUAUUAAAUGAUAAUAUUGAAUCAAUUGGUUUAAUUAAAUAUAUGAAUUCAUUAAAUUCUGCAAAACAAUUAUAUAAAUCAAUACAAUCAAAAAGUGGAAAUUUUAAAGGUGUAGUAGGUAAUUUCAAUAAUUUGAUAAAUAAUUCAGAAACCAAGGUCCAAAAUUAUCUUCAGUCAUUAGUCAAUUCAGAUCCUAAUACUUUAAUCAAUAAGAAACCAGAUAUAAAAUAUAUUUUCGAAUAUUUUACCAAAGACAAUAAUGAUGAACAAAUCAAAAAACAAUAUAUAACAGCUAGAUCUCAAUUCAUGAUCAAAAAAUUGUCAAUUCUAACUGGUGAUUGUCUUAAGACUACAGCUCCAUUUGAAAAAGGCCAACAUUCAAUUAAUAAAUAUACUGACCUAUUUCUAGAUUCAACAUCUCAAGAAUUCGCAGUUAUAAAACAAUGUCAAAUUCCAAACAUACUACCAAUAAUAAUUGAAAAUGUGUUAAUAAAUUACAUUGGAUCCAUUAUUUCAAAAUAUCAAUUUAGUGAAGAUAGUUAUUUAUUAAUUUUAGAAAUUACUGAUAAUUUAAUUAAAUUACAAUAUAUUUUGAAAAAUAAAUAUAGUUUACUGAAUAAUCGAUUCAAUUUAGCAAUUGAAGAAUUCAUAAAUGAUCAUAGGAAUAUAUUUAUUACAUUUGUACAUCAAACAGAUUCGAAAUUUAAUAUUGGUAAAUUAAAUGAACAAAUUUCACAACAGUUGAUCACCGACAUCCUAAAUAAAUUGAGAAAAUUUUCAGAGUUUAAAAUUCCACUCAUUCAAUUAAUUUCCAAAUUUCAUCCUGGUCAAUGGUUAAUUCAACAAAAUCCACCAGUUAAAUUUGUAAAUGUUUAUUCUUCAGUUAUUCCUAAAAAUGAUGAAAUAAAACCUGAUUAUUUAUUAUCUAGUUUUUAUAGUGAUAUGAUUGAUUGUAUUAUGAUAAAUAUUGAAAUUGGAUUAAAAAAUACAGAAUUAAAGAAAACAAUUCAAGGAUUUAUAUUAAUUAAAGAUAUGUUUAUGGUUGAAACGAUUAUAAAUCGAUCACAAGAUCUUUUCCAAUCAUUAGGAAGUAUAGGACAAGAAAGAAUGACAAAAUUAAAAAACCGGUUCUUAAAAAUAUUUCUUGAUGAUUUUUCACAUUCGAGUUAUAUUAUUAUUCGAGAUAUGACUUCAAUUGCCACAUCACAAGCUAGUUCAACUUCUGGAAAUGCUACUAAUUUAACUUCAAAAGAGAAGGAAAAUGUAAAAGAAUUGUUUCAAAAUUUUAAUAAGUCAUUUGAAGAAGCAUUGUCAAAUUAUCAAAAAUUAUCCUUUGGUGAUCAAAUUUUAAAGAAUUAUUUAAUUAAUGAAAUCAAAAAGAUGAUUGUUCCUAGUUAUAAUAAAUUGUAUGAUAAGUAUGGAAAUUCAGAUUUUACAAAGAAUAAAUCUAAAUAUGUUAAAUGGGAUAAAUAUCAAUUUGAACAAUUAUUAAAUAGUAGUUUAUAA